Symbiodinium natans is the source of this 1833-nucleotide messenger RNA. The record is from the annotation of a GenBank genome assembly. NCBI's taxonomy places the organism in Eukaryota, Dinophyceae, Suessiales, Symbiodiniaceae.
AUGGAGUGCUUCGUGAGAUGCCGGCAAGGUUUCCAUGUCAGAGGCAGCGACCUGAAGCACCUGUGGUUGCUGAAGAGAGACCUGGAAAAACGCAGAUGUCAAGAAGAGCAAAAGCUAGCGACCCUUGUCAAUGCCGAGAUCCUUCCAUUCCUGGCGGUGAGCUUCCACAGUUCGAGUAUGCUGGCUGCUGGUGGUUUGCACACCUGCGCAGUGAAAGAGACUGGAGAGCUGGCCUGCUUCAGCUGCAAUGGCAGUGGCCAGUGCAACGUGCCUGCAGGCCUGGGUCCACUGGUGGCUGUGGCUGCAGGGCGUGUCCACACCUGCACAGUGAAAGAGACGGGAGAGCUGGUCUGCUUCGGCCUCAACAGCCGUGGCCAGUGCGUUGUGCCUGAAGACUUGGGUCCAGUGGUGGCUGUGGCUGCUGGUCAAGGCCACACCUGCGCAGUGAAAGAGACGGGAGAGCUGGUUUGUUUCGGCAGCAACAGAUUUGGCCAGUGUGACGUGCCUGAAGACCUGGGACCAGUGGUGGCCGUGGCUGCUGGUCAGGGCCACACCUGCACAGUGAAGGAGACCGGAGAGUUGGUUUGUUUCGGCAGCAACCGCUUUGGCCAGUGCGAUGUGCCUGAAGACCUGGGACCAGUGGUGGCUGUGGUUGCAGGUGACAACCACACCUGCGCAGUGAAAGAGACCGGAGAGCUGGUCUGCUUCGGUGUCAACGACAGUUGCCAGUGCGAUGUGCCUGAAGACCUGGGUCCAGUGGUGGCGGUGGCUGCAGGUGCCGGCCACACGUGCGCAGCGAAAAAGACGGGGGAGCUGGUCUGCUUCGGCAGCAACAGCUUUGGCCAGUGCGAUAUUCCUGAAAACCUGGGUCCAGUGGUGGCCGUGGCUGCGGGUGAUGUCCACACCUGCGCAGUAAAAGAGACUGGAGAGCUGGUCUGCUUUGGCAGCAACAGCUUUGGCCAGCGCUCUGUGCCUGAAGACCUAGGUCCAGUGGUAGCUGUGGCUGCAGGGCGUGUCCACACCUGCGCAGUGAAACGGACGGGAAGGCUGGUCUGCUUUGGCGACAAUGGCAAUGAGCAGCAUGACUUGCCUGAAGACUUGGCCACAGUUUCGACCACCUCCCGUGCCCGGUUGCUGGUUCAGGAAGUGGUCCAGCAGGUACAUCACACAGAGCCAGCGGCGGAGAUUUCAGAGGACGAGGCCGCUGCUAUAGUGCGUGAACAGGAGGCAUCCAUCAUCCAGCACAACCUCGACUCCAUCGGGUGGGAGGCCGCAGUUGGCGGCACCGACACCACAGAGGACGGCGUGUCCUCCUCCGCCCCAAACGGUCGACUGUGGCGCGUGGUGCUACUGGAGUUGAGCCGUGCGCCCCCGGAGCUGAACCGCGUGCUGGAGGCCUCCGAUGCCCUUCAGCCCAUCCGUGAAGCCUUGGCGCUUGAGGGUUUCGAGUGGCGCUUGCCCUCCGGCGCCAAGGUCUUCAUGGACCCCAGCCACUUCCGCACCUUCCGCCAGCUUGACCGAAACGCACAGCUUCCGCAGCUCAGGCCGUGGCAUGUCCUGGUGACGGAAGACCAUGAGGACCUCGUCAUGGAGGCGGUGCAACAGCUGCCCUCUAAGCUCCAAGUGCGCCACAAGAAGCGUGUGACCGUGGCCUACGCCGGGGAGCCCGAGGACCCCAACAUGAUUUGGGUGAGCCGCACGUUUUUUCACAUUCCGUCGGUGCAAGUGGCCCUCCCCAACUCCGUGGUCCAGUCCACCACGGAGGCCCGCACGAACCACGGCAACCAUGGCCCAAACCCGCGCAGGUUCCACCCGAGCUGGGACUUCCAGUGA